Molecule: messenger RNA, 309 nt
Organism: Lactuca virosa
Lineage: Eukaryota; Viridiplantae; Streptophyta; Magnoliopsida; Asterales; Asteraceae
Source: the annotation of a GenBank genome assembly
AUGAAAUCAAAUAUAUUGUAUCUUUUACUCAAGAAGUGUAACGGUAAAGCUCACGCGAUAUAUGAUAAUAGGAACUCACGCAAAAGUAGAUCCAAAAUCCCAGAAAUAUCAAUCCAACUACACUCCCUCACAACUCACAAGCUUUUUGCAUUUCUUCCGGUAGUCUACCGUCGUCUUCUUCUUGGAAACCCUAACGACCUCAAUCCGACCGGCUGUAUCAUCUCAGUCGACUCCCCAAGAUCUACAAAUGGUUUGGUGAUAAACGUGGCUGAGUUGAUUGAAGUCUCUGAAUCCCAAUCACAUUCUUAA